UCCGUACGUAUCGGCCCCCCUGGUUUACCCCGCUCUCACGUACUUCCACCGUUAGCGCACUUCUGUCGAAGGUUUUUUUCAUCAGUGCCAAUAUGCAGUAACGUGCACCUUCGAUACAUGUUGAAACAGUAUGAUGGUUUGAAUAGAAACAACUGAACGCGUGUAAAAACAUUAAGCGUUUUGGAAGGUAACAUGAAGCGCGCGCGGCUAUGGAGUGCUCUGUGUUUGAUGACCGUCUGUUACCAGCUUGGCAUGUCAAGCAGAUACGGCUGUCUGUUUGAGAAGCGGCUGUGCUCCAGGGAGCAGCUGUGCUCUGACGAUGGCCUCUUUGGACAGUGCCAGGGCUCCAAGCAGGACCGGGUUCAGUAUCAGGUCUCUGUGCCUGUGCUGCAGAGACUGCAGGAGGUGCUGAAGCAGCUGAUGAUUCAGGGUCUCUCCUGGCAGGAUGACAUCACCCAGUACAUAAUCGCCAAGGAGCUGGGCCGGGUUCCCCAAACGCACACCCCUGCCCGAGCUCGGGAUAGCCCCCCGUCACAUGCCUCCCUGCCCCCAGAGAAGUCCACGGGCAGGACGUCCUACCCCAGCGGCUCCAAGUCCCGGGCCGGUGUGGAGCAGCUCAGCCCGGCUCUGGUGCAGCGUUACCUGGACUACAUGAUCCUGUCCGACCCCGCCCAGGCCUCCCUGCACAUGCAGGCACCUCUGCUGGACCCGUACACCUACCACCAGUAUGGGUACCAGGAGGAAGAGGAACGAUCCCUAAACUCUUUAGGGGGCCCCGGGUACCCCCGCCUCUCCUCGGCAUUACGGAGCGAUCGGGCCCACGCCCGGGACCAGGACCGACAGCUGCUGCAGGACCUGCUGUCUCUGUACCUCUCCUCCGCACAGCCCUCCUCUCGCCACCGGGUGGCGGCAGUGUCAGCCUCUCCCUUCUACGAGGAGCUGGACUUCCCACUGGACUACGCCGAGGACUACGUCUCCCAGGAGGAGGAGAUCGGCGGGCGACGGCAGCACAAGAAGGCCCCGCAGAACUACCGGGCCAUGAUGGGUCUGGACGAGGUGACGCUGCAGAGGAUGGCCGCGCUGCUGGAGAGGUACGGCAUCGACGUGAAGGACCUGACCCCCGAGCAGCUGGACAGUCUGAUCGCCGUCCUGCAGGUGCAGCAGAUCAACCACCCGCAAGCCCCCCCAGGUCAUUACAAAGAUGGCACGGGCUCAAUAAAGAAGAUGAAGCUCAUGGAAGGCUCCAUGACACACAUGGGCGAAAAGGCCCCCGUGCCCCCCCCCUCUGCCGCCUCGGCCCCAAACUCCCAGACGACCCCCCCGGAGCGCCCUUCCUCGACUUCGGCCCCCACCACGACCGUCGCCGUCACUGCGGGGGCCGUGGCGACGGUGCAGGGGGCGACCACGCCCGUGCGGGAGGAAGAGGCGAACACGAAGAGUUCCGGGGGCCCCAAGGCGGGGCCUAACGCCGGAGGGGCCCCGCAGAGCAGGGAGGAGUACGGCUACAUCGUCACCAAUCAGAGUCCGCUCAGCCUGUUUGAUGGGGUGCGCUUGCUGGAGACCCUGGCUGAGAGAAUCCAUCUCACCACCAGCACCUUCAUCAACAUCAGCGUGGUGGGUCCCGCCCUGACCUUCAGAAUCCGGCAGAACAGCCAGAACCUGAGCGCGGACGACGUGGCUGAGAAGGCCGUGGCUGAGAAGGUCUUUCUGGAGUCGGAAACAGGCCUGAAAAUACUCCAGACCGGAGUCGGAGAGAGGAGCGACGGGCGAGGGUUGCCCCAGGCGACGCGGGUUCGGGACGGCUCCCGCUGGGUGUUCCUCACCCUGGUGGGCGUGGCGUGCGUGGGCGGGAUCCUGGUGGCGGCGCUGACCAUCGCCUGCCUCCGACACCACGCCCGUCAGCUGGCCUCGGGCAAGCUGGGCCUGGGCCCCGAGGGGGGAAGCGACACGCACUAUGACUACCAGGAAUUGUGUCGUCAGCACAUGGCGGCCAAGUUCGGUCGACAGGAGGCGGGAGGCGGGGCAGGGGGAGGCGGAGGGGGCGGGGGCGGGGGGGGCACGGACACCUCCAGGGUGAGCAGCGUGUCGUCCCAGUUCAGCGACGCCCCGCAGCCCAGCCCCAGCUCGCACAGCAGCACCCCCUCCUGGUGUGAGGAGCCGGCGCAGUCCAACAUGGACAUCUCCACCGGUCACAUGAUCCUGGCCUACAUGGAGGACCACCUGAAGAACAAGGACCGCCUCCUCAGGGAGUGGGAGGCCCUGUGCUCCUACCAGGCGGAGCCCAGCGCCGUGUCCGUGGCCCAGAGCGAGACCAACAUCAAGAAGAACCGCAACCCCGACUUCGUACCCUACGACCACUCGCGAGUGAAGCUGAAGGCGGAGGUCAACCCCUCCCGCGCGGACUACAUAAACGCCAGCACCAUCAUUGAGCACGAUCCUCGAAUGCCCGCCUACAUCGCCACCCAGGGACCCCUCUCACACACCAUCGCCGACUUCUGGCAGAUGGUGUGGGAGAACGGCUGCACGGUAAUCGUGAUGAUGACGGCGCUGGUGGAGGACGGGGAGAAGCAGUGCGACCGCUAUUGGCCGGAUGAGGGCUCCUCCCUCUACCACAUCUACGAGGUGAACCUGGUCUCCGAGCACAUCUGGUGUAAUGACUUUCUGGUGCGGAGCUUCUACCUGAAGAACGUACAGACGCAGGAGACGCGCACGCUGACGCAGUUCCACUUCCUGAGCUGGCCUGCCCAGGGAAUCCCCACCUCCACUCGCCCCCUGCUGGACUUCCGCAGGAAGGUAAACAAGUGCUACAGAGGCCGGUCCUGCCCAAUAAUCGUGCACUGCAGCGAUGGAACAGGCAGAACGGGCACCUAUAUCCUGAUUGACAUGGUCCUGAACCGCAUGGCCAAAGGUUGCGUUUCAGGAGUGAAGGAAAUCGACAUCGCUGCAACCCUCGAACAUAUCCGUGACCAGAGACCAGGCAUGGUGCGCACCAAGGACCAGUUUGAGUUUGCCCUGACGGCCGUGGCGGAGGAGGUCAACGCCAUCCUGAAAGCGCUGCCCCAAUAAGCUCCGCCCACUCCGUGCCGACCCCCUGCCCUCCCUCACGCCCCCCAUCCUCCCCCCCCCGCCGUCUUCUUCUCCUGCGCCUCCUGACACUCGUAGUCACACGGAAAAUGUUAUCUGGAAACAUCCCUGCAUGGCCUUCAUUCUGACUUCAACAAAAAAAGAAUAUACAGUACGAGUUGUUUAAACGAGCUGUGUGUUUCUCCCCUUGUGUUACUGUCCCUUUUUUUUCUUCGGAAGACACGGCGAAUAUCCGGGUGAGCGCGAUGGUAACGACAGAGCCGCCCCCACCCCCCCCCCCCCCACCGGAACGCAAAUCCGUUUCCGAGCCCCUCGCGAGAUCAGAGCGGAAUGGCGGGAGAGGGCACAGCUCUGUGAGAAACCCACUAAGGUCACAGACGCCAUUUUAAUGUCAUUAGCCUUGGCUUUUACGGUUUUACGGUCAGGUGAUCAGGUGCGGUCGCUGCAUUUUAAAGUGUGGGGAACAUCAGGCAGAGAUGCAUUUCCUGUACGUGAUAAGAGACCGAUAAAACCUGUCUGGAAAUUCACCCAACUUCUGUGCCUUCCUCGCUGGUUGUUAUGACGCUCUGCACUUUCUCUCAGUAACAUAAUAAUAAUAAUAAUUAUAAUAAUAAUAGCUCUUUUUACGACAGUUCCACUGCAGAAAUGCAGAAGGACGCUUGUCUUGCGUUCUCCUGGCUGCGUGCUCCCAAUUCCUCUGUGAUCUUGUGAACGGAUUCCCCCCCCACUUUGAAACACUCAGACGAUUACCUGUCUCAAACAUUACACUGCUGAAAGCACAGAGGCCUAAAUGGAUGUGAAAAUCGCUAAUCUAAACCUACUAUGCGCUAACUGUAUCCAGAACUACCUACCAACUGUCAUCUCCGAUUCUGUGGAGUGCCUUUAGCUUCUUCAGCAGUUCUCUGGAUUGAGUGAUUCCACACUUUUUAAAAAUCAUUUCUAAGGUUCUAAAGUACACUCUCAAAAAAGAAAGGGUAACACCGGAAAUUUUCAUUUUUUCAGUAUCGUCACCGUAUCCCAUGAAAACGCGAAAACCGAAAAUGUUUCUGUCCAACUCUUCGGUACUUUUUGACAAUGGCACUUUUUUCGUACCUCACUUAGCGUUCAGCUCGGAAAGCCUCUCAUUUCAGUUGUGCACAGAAGUAAUUGAGUACUGCUCAGAAUGACGUAUUUUCAUUUUUAGAAAAUGCGACCUAUUAUCACAAAACAACAUGGCCAGUAUACUUUUUUUUAAAACCAGAUUUACAUCUAAAUGGAGCAAAUUGUUAAUUUGAGUGGGGAGCGUUUUUAGAAUUUCAGUGCCGCGCCUAACUACUUUCCACAUAUUGGAAAAAAAAGUUGUUUUCGCUUUUUAAAAAGUUGUUGUCAGUAAAAAGUACAAAGGCCAGGUUCUAUGUAGUAGUGAAUUAUACUGACCAGAGCAACGAUAUGUCUCUGACUUGGUUUAAUACUUUUUUGGACAACAUUGGAGUUCUGUGACUUCUGGUAUUAUCAGCAUUGGCUAGACUGACAAUAAUUGUUUGUAGAAAAUAUUAAUUGGUCUUUUCAUAGUAUCACGUUGACAAUACUGAAAAAGUUUAAAUUACCUGUGUUAUCCUUUAAACACAUCUGUUUUGAGAGUGUAGUGCCCAACAAAUUAUGAUUGAGCUUACUGUUAAAAAAAUUUGCUUUUUAGACACCACUCACAAAACUGGAUAGAUCUCUUGCAGCAUUACACCAAGAAAAUUCUGUUUUCACAACUCAACAGGUGGUCAAUAUAAGGUCAAUUUAAUACAUAAAAGCUGGUAUUUUGUGUUAAAUCCGUUCUUUAGUCUUUGUGGCAGUUAUCUCACUACUGUCAGUGUUUUCUUUCUGAAUUUGCUCAGAAGACACAUGCUAGUUUUGUGAGGUAAAUCUCACGCAAAACUAGCGUAAGUUCACCUAUGCCAUGAUAGGGACCACUGAACAUGUGUGAGGAGUUGGUCUGCUUUAAAUAUCCCCCUCCCCUACCCCUGCCCCCCCCACCCCCACACUAUUUGAUUUUCCCGUCAGCACGUUCACAAACUGUCUGUUUCUGCCUGUCGACCUGUCACGGUAUUUUCAAAACGACAAAAACGUCAGAAUCCGUUUCUAUCUUUUUUUUUUUUUCUUUUUCUUCUCACUGUUGCAUAUGCACAAAGAGGGGGAACCUUCUCUGUCAGGUCUUUUUGGAUGUGCUCAGAAUGCAACGAGUGUUACCGAAACGAUCGAGCCGUUACAACUGCCUGUCGGAGAUCCCUUUAUAGGUGGUGUGUGUGUGUGUGUGUGCGUGUUUGGGGUGGGGGUGUGUGUGGGGGGGGGGGGAGGCGAGUCGUGACUGCUGGGGCUCCUCUGAUUCCCUACGUCAUUUUUCCACAUUUAUACCCGGCUCCUGUACCACCCUGCAGCUGCUCUCUCCCUCUUUCCCUCCCUCCCUCCCUCUCUCUCUCACUCUCUCUCUCUGCCCAUAAACACAGGAGCAGGUUCAACCUCUGUCGCCAUCAAUGAUCGUUGUAAAUGAUUGAUCUCGUAUUGCUGUGUUCCUGUAGCAAACAAGUAGAAAACAAAAUAAAUAAACAAAAAAAAAAAGACAAAA
Molecule: messenger RNA, 5677 nt
Organism: Anguilla rostrata (American eel)
Lineage: Eukaryota; Metazoa; Chordata; Actinopteri; Anguilliformes; Anguillidae
Product: receptor-type tyrosine-protein phosphatase-like N
Exons: 23
Coding region: 193-3066 (957 amino acids)
Biological process (GO): insulin secretion involved in cellular response to glucose stimulus; protein dephosphorylation; regulation of secretion
Cellular component (GO): synapse; secretory granule
Molecular function (GO): protein tyrosine phosphatase activity
Source: RefSeq, a predicted model, not a curated record